Syngnathus acus (greater pipefish) is the source of this 2419-nucleotide messenger RNA. RefSeq names its product RAB33B, member RAS oncogene family a (gene rab33ba). The coding region runs from base 161 to 886 and encodes 241 amino acids. Gene Ontology annotation, cellular component: Golgi apparatus; endosome. Gene Ontology annotation, biological process: Rab protein signal transduction. Gene Ontology annotation, molecular function: GTPase activity; GTP binding. The record is from RefSeq and is a predicted model, not a curated record. The transcript is spliced from 3 exons. NCBI's taxonomy places the organism in Eukaryota, Metazoa, Chordata, Actinopteri, Syngnathiformes, Syngnathidae.
UCAUCUCGCGAGAAGUGAGUAGAGAGGUCAACGUGGCUUUCGGGCUGAAACGCAAAUAAGGGAAAGAAUCUGCACACUUUUACAGAUAUAUCACAAAUUAAUGACUGUGAUCGAAAGUCAUGCAUGAUCAGUCAGACAUACCAACAGCUUGUCAGCGACCAUGGCGGAGAGCGUUUCCUCUGGUGAAUUCUCGAGCUCUCUGACGAACUCUGCGGGGCUACCUCCGCCGAGGACUCGAAUCUUCAAAAUCAUCGUCAUUGGGGACUCGGGGGUUGGGAAGACGUGCCUGACCUACCGCUUCUGCGCCGGAAAGUUCCCCGAGAAAACCGAGGCCACGAUCGGGGUGGACUUCAGGGAGAGGCUGGUGGAUAUUGACGGCGAGAAGCUCAAGAUCCAGCUAUGGGACACAGCAGGCCAGGAGCGCUUCAGGAAGUCUAUGGUGCAACACUACUACCGCAAUGUGCAUGCUGUCGUCUUUGUCUAUGAUGUUACCAACGCUGCCAGCUUCCGCAGCCUCCCGGCCUGGAUCGAGGAGUGUAAGCAGCACGCGCUAGGCACAGAAGUGCCGAGGAUCCUCGUUGGAAACAAGUGCGACCUACGAGACUCAGUCCAAGUAGGAACAGAUGUGGCGCAGCAGUUCGCUGACUCCCACUCUAUGCCUUUGUUUGAGACCUCUGCUAAGAACCCAAAUAGCCAGGGCGGCAUGAGCUCUGGCAAUAGUGACCAUGUUGAGGCUAUUUUCAUGACGGUGGCUCACAAGCUCAAGUCUCAAAAGCCUCUGGUGUUGAGCCAGCUUCCUGUGGGAUCAGGAGGCAGCAUCAACUUGAGCAGCAGCAGGGAGGAUGGCACCGAUGGGUCGCGGGGCUGGGCCUGCAGCAGCUGCUGAUUUUUGGAGGUACCAGACCAAUGGUUCAUGAGGAUACACAAACUGAUUUGCAGCUACAAAGAAACGACAGUCGUACAUGCUUGUGCUUAUAUUCGUCAAUGACUGUGAAGUAUUGGCUGGGUCGCAGGCAGAUUACCGUGUUGGAAUGAAAAUGAGAUGGUGCACCUGUAUGAUCAUAAAUCACUUCAUCUGUGGCGUGUGCUCUUUGCAAACAAUAAUUACUGUAGCUUUAAUACCGAAUUUGAAAUUCACCUGGAUUUGUUACAACAAUGUUUGAAAUGUGAAAUCUAAGCAUGAUAAAAUGUCAGCCGCAUUUACUCAGUUUUUCUAACAAUACAAUACUUACUAAGUUCUUGAGAACUUACCACUAGAUAUUUGGCAAUACGUUGCUCUAACAGUACGUGCUAUCACAUUCAAACGGUCAGUCACAACUGUGCAACCUGCAACAUGUGAUGCGACGAUUCUUUUGAACUGAGAUUGAAGGACACACCUGCAAGAAUGACAUUAGUAAAAACACCUUUACAGUAUUAGUCACAGACUUUCGCUAUUCGCGGGUCGGCCCAGUCCCUAUCCCCUGCGUGUAGCGGGGAUCCACUGUAUAGGAUUUCUGCAUGUAUGUGUCAAUUUGAUGUCGUAUAUGUAUAGGGGUACAACCAACAAUUUUAGUAAAUGAUUAAUCAAUGAAUCAGAUUUUUUCAAAAUUCACAUCCCUUUAUUUAAAACCAAACAAACAUGACAUUUCAAAUUGACUGCAGUAAAUGCACAAUGAAACAAACAUUCAGUCACCGGUUUGGAGACAAAUCAGUAAAAAAUGUUCCAGAUUGUUUUCCAAAGUAUAAUCAAGUUUUAUUUUGAUUCCACUCAAAAAUAACACGAGGGAGCACAAUUUUUGUUGCGUUCGGUCUGACAGCUGUUUUCAACUAAUGCAAAACGGAAGAGAGCUUGUCUUUUCUUUAUUGCGUCAAGUUUUUGAGCUUUAGGAUCCCUGUUUUCUAUUAAGUAAGUGUAUUUGUAUAUGUAUAAACCAUUAAGAUGGAAACGAUAAAAAAAAAUCAGCAUAAAACACGCUAUGCCUAUGGUGACAGGGUUAAGAGAAAAGUCAGCGGUAAUCCUCUUAAUUUCUACUUUGCUAGCUUUCUGUUUGCAGGUAUUGAUAAUAUUGACCUAUUGGGAGCUACACCUCCCUAUUACGUAUUGCGACUGCACAAACAAGUUGCCACAUAGCUGAAGAUGAGCCAUAAUAAUAAUAUCCUGGCAAGUCUUACUACAGUUAAUCUGUGGAAAUUUGUUUUUAUGUUGUGGGGGAAAAAACGGACGGAAAUGGCUGACUCUGAUUUUGGAAUCAUCUUGCCGAUUUUAGUUCUAAUCAGCAUAAAAUUCUAACCCAACUUUUUAAAAAAAAAAAAUUAUUGUUCCCCAGUGUAAUCAAUCUGCCAUCUCGGAGGACACACAACCGAAAACCAGAAAAUAUUUAUUGUUGAGAAGCUGACAUUUUGUACAAUUAGAAAUAAAAAAAAGGAUCUUAAUGAUGAA